This is a messenger RNA of Ectocarpus sp. CCAP 1310/34, 1734 nucleotides long. The record is from the annotation of a GenBank genome assembly. NCBI's taxonomy places the organism in Eukaryota, Phaeophyceae, Ectocarpales, Ectocarpaceae.
AUGUCCAUCACCAUCGACCCGCCGUCCCGCGGAACGUUACCGGACACAAAGACGACCCUAGAAGCUCGCGCCGCCGAGGCUGCCACGGAAGAAAGAGCAAGGGAAGAACACAUCCUCGCGGCCAAGGCUACACUCGAGCAGCGCCUCGAAGCCCGAGAGGCGGAGGCGGACAGACGAGCCGCCGAACUGGCGUCCGAAAAGGCAGCCCUGGAAGCCGCAGCCGACGCCCAGCGGCACCAGAUCGAACGCCUUCGGCGGGCGGCGUUCACCUCCGGAGAGCGGCUAGCGGCGGCGACGUCUGACCUUGCGGCCGCCGAGACCCUCGUUGGCGCCCUCCGGGCUAAGCUCGCCGCCGCCGACGGCCGCGCGGCGGAACUCCUGGCCUCCGCCGAGGCCGACCGCGCUGACUCGGAGACUCGCGCCGCGGCGGUGAGGGAGGCGGCCGGUAGCGAGCUGCGGCGGACCUCGCUCGAGCUGGAGGCGUCCCGGGAGGCCGAGGCCGGCGCCGCCGCCCUGGCGGAGAGGCUGGGGCGCGCGGCGGCGGCGGCUAACGCGGCUGCCGCGGAGGCGGGUCGGGAGCGGGACGAGGCCCGGGACGAGCUGCGGGCGGCCGUGGAGGCGUGCGAGGCUCUGGAGGGGGAGCUUGGAGCAGAGCGGGAAGGUCGAGAGGAGGCGUCCCGGAGGGUGGCGGAGCUGGCGGCGGAACUGGAGGAGGCCGGCGGCAGGGCUGAGGAGGAGGCCCAGUAUCGCAUGUGCGGUAUGGGAAAGGAGAGGUUGCCGAGGAUUGUAUGGGAGGCGAAGUGGGCAAACAAUAAGAGGGGUAGACAACCCAGGGAAUGGGUCAAGGUUGUAGAGGACGUACGGAAGGGGUUCAAAAUUGACGAAGCUGAUACACUGGAUACGGAGGGCCUAGGAUUUAAGGAGAAGAUAUCUGUUGCUUUUGCCCAGAGAGAAACACAGAAUCUGAGGAAAGAAACCAAAGAUAAGGAGGGGAUAGAGGUGUACGGAAUGUUGAAAGAAGGAGUAGGGUUCAAGGAGUACCUACAUGGAUCAAUGGAUGCAGGGACAAUGCUGAAGGUCGAAUUCAGGACCGGGGACAUUGGCAUUCGAGAACGUAGCCGAAGGUAUAGGAAGGUAGACAGUGAAGACGCCAAGUUCAAAUGUGAUUGCGGCGCCGCGUGCGAAGACCGGGCAGCGGCGUCCGAAGCAGAGGCUGCCGCCCUCGCGAACGCCGAAGCAGCGGCGGCGGCGGCAGCGGCAGCGGCAGCGGCCGCGAGAGAGAGAGAAGAGGAGCUCACCCGCCGGCUGGACGAAGCCCUCCACGCCCUCGACGAGGCUGAGACGCGCCUGGUAGAGAUGCGGCAGUGGGAGGAAGCAGAGGCGGCGUGGGUAAGAGAUAGGGAGGCGUCGAGGAGGAGGGAGGAGGGGCUCGGGGCUGCGAGGGAGGAUGCGGAGGCGGCGAGGGAACGGGCGGACGUACGGGCGGAGGAGGCGGUGUCGGAGCUUAGGAAGCGGGACAGCGAGAAACAGGCUAUCGACCUGCGGCUCCGUGAGGCAGAAAGAGAGCUCGCCUCGGCGCGGCGGCUGCUUCGCGAGGCCGGUGCGGAGCGCGAGCUCUUGCACCGCAGGCUGGAGGAGGGUCGCCAGGAGAUGGAAGAAUGGCUCCAAGGUUGCGCUCAGGCGAGUUGUCUUUUCGAGGGUUCCAUCGACACAGGUCUAGCAACCUCACCUUGA